AUGGGCGCCGUUGCUGGCGAAGGCUUCGUCGGAGACCCUGCACGAGGUGUCGGAGGCGUGGGUCGCGGUUUCGGAGGAAUGGGCACCGUUGCUGGCGAAGGCUUUGUUGGAGACCCUGCACGAGGUGUCGGAGGCGUGGGUCGCGGUUUCGGAGGAAUGGGCGCCGUUGCUGGCGAAGGCUUCGUCGGAGACCCUGCACGAGGUGUCGGAGGCGUGGGUCGCGGUUUCGGAGGAAUGGGCACCGUUGCUGGCGAAGGCUUUGUCGGAGACCCUGCACGAGGUGUUGGAAGCGUGGGUCGUGGUUUUGGAGGAAUGGGCGCAGUUACUGGCGAACGCUUCGUUGACAGAGGCACAGGUGGUUCGGGGAUGGCAGUCGUCUCUCGUACGAUCCUGACUUCGGUCGGUAAUGGGGACCCAGACCCAGACCCAGACCCAGAACCAGAGCCGUACUUCCUGUUAUCUUCUGCACCGCCGCCAUCAGCGCCACCUCCGUCAUCGUCUGCGUGA
Rhipicephalus microplus (southern cattle tick) is the source of this 507-nucleotide messenger RNA. Its product is annotated as PE-PGRS family protein PE_PGRS16-like. The record is from RefSeq and is a predicted model, not a curated record. Lineage: Eukaryota; Metazoa; Arthropoda; Arachnida; Ixodida; Ixodidae.